GGUGGGGGCGAGGAGGAACCAUGUUCCUGAGCCCAGGUGAGGGGCCGGUGGCUGAGGGUGGGGGGCCAGGGCCUGGCGAGGAGGCCCCCAAGAAGAAGCACCGGAGGAACCGCACGACCUUCACCACGUACCAGCUGCACCAGCUGGAGCGGGCGUUCGAGGCCUCCCACUACCCGGAUGUUUACAGCCGCGAGGAGCUGGCAGCCAAGGUGCACCUGCCUGAGGUGCGCGUGCAGGUGUGGUUCCAGAACCGCCGGGCCAAGUGGCGCCGCCAGGAGCGUCUUGAGUCAGGCUCCGGGGCCGUGGCAGCCCCGAGGCUCCCCGAGGCCCCAGCACUGCCCUUUGCCCGCUCUCCCACCAUGCCACUGCCCCUGGAGCCCUGGCUGGGCCCGGGGCCCCCAGCCGCGCCAGGCCUCCCGCACUUCCUGGGCCCGGGCCCGGGGCUACAGGGGUCCUUUGGGCCCCACGCCUUUGGUCCGGCCUUCACGGACGGCUUCACCCUGGAGGAGGCAUCCCUGCGGCUGCUGGCCAAGGAGCACAUGCAGGCUCUGGACAGGGCCUGGCCAUCGGCCUGAGGCCACUGCCUGCCCAGUCCUCCCUUCUCAACCUGUCUGUGGCCACCCACGCCGGGUCCCCCACCCCACCACCACCUCCUUACCCUGCUUUGCAGGGUAACUGGCACCCAAUUUCAAGGAGGUGACCAGAGGAUUCCGAGGCCAGGGGGUGGGUGCCUGGCCUG
This is a messenger RNA of Hippopotamus amphibius kiboko, 739 nucleotides long. It is a transcript of the gene RAX2, whose product is annotated as retina and anterior neural fold homeobox 2. Gene Ontology annotation, molecular function: RNA polymerase II cis-regulatory region sequence-specific DNA binding; DNA-binding transcription factor activity, RNA polymerase II-specific. Lineage: Eukaryota; Metazoa; Chordata; Mammalia; Artiodactyla; Hippopotamidae. Gene Ontology annotation, biological process: positive regulation of transcription by RNA polymerase II. Bases 21 to 575 code for a protein of 184 amino acids. The record is from RefSeq and is a predicted model, not a curated record. The transcript is spliced from 2 exons.